AAUAUUUUAUUCUAAAUUCUCUUCGUACGCGUGUGUAGCCGUGUAUUGCAAUCCAAGUUUCGGUUUCAUUUGUUUGUAAAAACGUGUAAACAAUUGAGAAUGCAGAGCGAACGUCUAGUAGUCAAGUAUGUAACAGUGAACAAUUGUUUUGUUUAUUUGCCGGACACCUGGAUACGCAAAUUAGAAACUAAGGAGAAUGUAAUUGUAAUCGAGCACAAAAAUAAAACGUAUUACACGUCCUGCAACGCAGGGAUAAAUCCCACCGAUACAUUAUGCCUUGGCACCACGUUCGCCAGAAGUCUGAAUAUCAACGAAGGGGACGAAGUAUUCGUGUCUUCAGUGAAAGAUGUACCGCUCGUAACGCGAGUCAACGUUGUACCCCGAACUUCAGACGACAGGGAAAUUCUAGAAGUACAAAUGGAAAAGGUGCAGUCAACCCUGCUCAAUCAAAUUCGCGUGGUGGCGAUAGGGCAACCGAUCGUUGCAUGGGUAUCUAAGCACUCCUCUGUGACAUUUGUCGUAGAAUCGUUGGAGCCAAGUUUGGGGUACGGAAGGCUCGAGCAGUUCACAGAGGUGCACGUGGGGGAGGCAGUAGCGAGAACAGAGACAGAGAUCUCGACGAAAGACAGCAAACAGUUCCCAAGUAUCGUAGAAAAUUUGCAAAACGCUUUCAGAAAGUUCCUGCCACUUGAGGCGCAAGAAGACAAAGCCAGGAACUACGAACUGCUGCAGAGCUUUCGAAAAAGGAAGAAACCAGCUAUAUAUCGCGUUCAUCCAAUGCCAAAGAUCACUGCAGUUGACGAGAUCGCUCGUUGUCCGUAUCACGUGUUCGUGCCUAGGAGCCAGGCGCCAAAGUUUGCAAAUGAUUUCGCGAUCUGCGGCGCUAGGCAGGUGCCAGAGGCUAAACAACACGUGGACACGACCAACACUAGCUUUCUGGUGACGGAUGAAUCCUCUGUGCCAAAGUUAGCCUCUCAAUUGACCGUCAGACUGUUCAUCCUCGAGGAUCUGUUAGAAAGAUCCUCCAAUUUGGACAGAAGCUACUUCAACGUUAGCUCGCUUUACAGAAGCGUCUACGUGUCGGACAGUCUGAGGAUCAGUUUGGGGUUGAAAGUAGGAGGAAAGAUGAGUCUCUGGCAGCUGGAAGCUUCUCAGGAAGUUGUUCCAUCUGCCAUCGAACUGUUUUCGUGGAGGGACCCGGUGUCCAUAGAAAGCUUCGAGAGUUAUGUCAAAACGUGUACGACUCGGGGGCUGCUGAUCAAUUCUUGCGCUGUUCUCGUUCUGGACGAUGGCAGUCGGUGCGUGGUGAAAAUUUCCCCGGAAAAUUGCACGAUGGCCACGGUAGACGAGGCCAUUUUGAGGAGAUUACGGGUACACUCGAUAUCGGUGAACGAGAUGAGCCAUCUGCGAAUGCCUGAUUGGUUGGAUCGGGAGGUUCCUCGGCUGGGGAAGGUUUCCAUAAGACACUUGAAAAACAUUUUGUCGGAAUGCCAACUUUCUCUCGAUCUAAGUCUAGGCCUGCGUACUCAAUUGGGCUUUGAAUACGAUCGAGAGAACAUUUUAAUUUCUGGGGAUGUUGGUUCAGGGAAAUCGACCAUCUGCAAGAUACUCGUUCAGUUUCUGCAAAAUGCACCGUAUUUCGUGCAUACACACGUGAUCGAUUGUAAAUCGUUGAAAGGGAAAAAGGCUGAGAUGUUCCAAAAGAUUCUGACGACAGUGCUGACCGAGUGUGCCUACUACGAGCCUUCUAUAUUGUUUCUGGAUGAUCUAGAAUCGAUCACGAACGCGUCGACGAACGACGAAGAGAAUACUCCGGACGCUAUAAAUGCUUCCAGGAUCACGGAUUUGCUGGUUAACACGGUGAAGCAGUAUCAGGGGACUCAUUACGUGUCAGUCGUCGCGACGUGUGCUGGCGUUAACAAGAUUGGCCAGAAAUUAAGGCCAGCCAGAGGAUUUAAUUUCUUCAAGACACUUUUAUCGAUCCGGAAUCUUGAGAAGGUGGACAGAAUCGAUAUUUUGCAAUUAAUGCUCGGGGACAAGUUGUACGUGCCUGGAGACGUGAAUUGGGAUUACUAUGGAAACAAGACUGAGGGAUGGAUGGUGCAGGAUUUGAUUGAUAUGGCGGAGAAAGCUGCGUUCGCCGCCUGGAAGCGUCACGGCACGUCGAGGCCGCCCGUCGCUAUCACGGAAGAGGACGUGUCGAUUGGCCUGAAGAAUUGUACGCCGAUGUCUUUGCAAGGCAUACAAUUGUACAAAGGCGGGGCUCACCUUUGGUCGGAUAUCGGGGGCCUGGAGGAGGUGAAAAACUCUCUCAUAGAGAUUCUACAGUGGCCUUUGAAGUAUCCAGAGAUAUUUAAGAACGCUCCCAUCAAGCUACAAAAUGGCGUUUUGUUAUAUGGCAUGCCUGGCACGGGGAAAACGAUGCUGGCCAAAGCAAUUGCCAACGAAUGCGGUGUUAAUUUAAUUAGCGUGAAGGGUCCUGAGUUGCUAUCGAAAUAUAUCGGUGUCAGCGAGGAGUCCGUCAGGAACGUGUUCGAAAGAGCCCUUCGCGCUAAACCGUGCGUUCUGUUUUUCGACGAAUUCGACAGCCUCGCCCCGAGACGAGGCCACGAUAGCACUGGAGUGACCGAUAGAGUAGUGAACCAACUGUUAACGCAAAUGGAUGGCGUGGAGGACAGAGAAGGUGUAGCAGUCGUUGCAGCGUCUUCGAGGCCUGACUUGUUGGAUCCAGCUCUUCUGAGGCCUGGAAGACUCGACAAGGCGUUGUAUUGUCCACUUCCAGACGUGACGGACAGAAAGGAGAUUUUAGCAGCGCUCUGCAAAACACAAAACGUGGACGUAAUCGAGUUAGAUUUAAAGGAAUUGGCGGAUUCUACUCGUGGAUUCACCGGUGCAGACUUGAACUCUGUGAUCACCCAGGCCAGAUUGUCAGCUUACGAAGACGCAGUCGCCAUUGCUCCCGACGGAAAAAUCGAAGCUGAGGACAUCGUCGUCUCCCAGAGGCAUCUCGUCGACUCUGUCCAAUCCACACAGCCUUCGUUGUCCACCGUCGAGAAGGAAAAGUACAAAAGAAUUUACGCCAGGUUUGCGGGGAACGACAAUUUCACGGAAGACAUAAUGAAAAAUCAAAAAGCCACGUUAGCAUGA
Molecule: messenger RNA, 3147 nt
Organism: Colletes gigas
Lineage: Eukaryota; Metazoa; Arthropoda; Insecta; Hymenoptera; Colletidae
Gene: Pex1
Product: peroxisome biogenesis factor 1
Exons: 15
Coding region: 100-3147 (1015 amino acids)
Biological process (GO): protein import into peroxisome matrix
Cellular component (GO): peroxisomal membrane; peroxisome; cytosol
Molecular function (GO): ATP binding; ATP hydrolysis activity
Source: RefSeq, a predicted model, not a curated record